Messenger RNA from Armigeres subalbatus, 2469 nucleotides. It is a transcript of the gene hook, whose product is annotated as protein hook. Gene Ontology annotation, biological process: cytoplasmic microtubule organization; cytoskeleton-dependent intracellular transport. The record is from RefSeq and is a predicted model, not a curated record. Gene Ontology annotation, molecular function: dynein light intermediate chain binding; microtubule binding. The transcript is spliced from 4 exons. Gene Ontology annotation, cellular component: cytoplasm; centrosome. NCBI's taxonomy places the organism in Eukaryota, Metazoa, Arthropoda, Insecta, Diptera, Culicidae. Bases 159 to 2213 code for a protein of 684 amino acids.
UUCUGUCAAAUCGACAACAAAACAGAAAAUUUGUAAUCAUUCAUUAUUUUUUUCUAGUAAAAGAAAAUUUUCUACUGUUUUCUCUUCGUAUACCCUUCGCCUAUAGCAGGAGAGUAGUUCCGUUAGUUUCUCGAUUUGUGCCACACAGCGCGCGCGGAAUGGAAAGUGACAAGAUGGAAAUCUACGAAUCAUUAAUCCGCUGGCUUGGAGUGCUCCAACUGUCUGCUCCGCACGAAAACAUCCAGCAGCUGAGCGAUGGCGUAGCCCUAGCGCAGGCUCUAAAUCUCAUGGCCCCGGAAAUGUUCAGUGAGGGGUGGCUAUCGAAAAUAAAGGUGGACGUUGGACACAACUGGCGCCUCAAAGUGAGUAACCUGAAAAAGAUCAUCGAAGGUGUCUACGUGUACUACCAGGAUAUUUUGAGCUUGAAUCUGUCGGAGGAGCUGCGCCCGGAUGCCAUGAAAAUUGCGGAAAAAUGUGACGGGUACGAGCUCGGCAGACUAUUGCAAUUGAUCCUGGGAUGUGCGGUCAACUGUUUGGAGAAGCAAAAGUACAUCACGCAGAUAAUGGAGCUGGAGGAAUCGCUUCAGCGGAACAUAAUGGCCGCACUACAAGACAUUGAAUAUGUGUGGCAAGGUGUGUCACCAUCGCGGAACUCAAUCAAUGCGUCCAGUUUGGACGUGAAAACGCUACAAGAGGAUCGUGACAGCUUGGCGCAAAAAUGUCACGAAACCAAUAAGAAGAUGCUGAUAUUGAUCGAGGAGAAAUCGGUUCUCCAACAGGAGAUACACAAACUGCAAGCCAUUAUCGAGCGGUACGAGAAUCCGAAUCUCAUCGGUGACGACGGAACAUCGCUUGGGCCCGUUCAGUUGGGAUCAUCCCGGUACAAUGAUUUGCGAAAAGUGGUGGACGGACUGAAGGACGACCUGCUGCAGACGGAAACUGCGCGCGAUGAUUUAAAGAUGAAAUCCGCCAUGCAGGAGAAGGAGAUAGCGGACCUGCAGGUCAAGAUUGACGAGCUGCAUACAGCAUCAGCAGAAAUUGCUCAGCUAAAAGACGAAAUCGACAUCCUUAAAGAGGCGAACGACAAACUGAAAAACUGCGAAACCCAACUACAGACGUACAAGAAGAAAUUGGAGGAUUACAAUGAUCUUAAAAAGCAAAUUAAAAUGCUGGAAGAACGCAGCGCCGAGUAUCUCAAACAAAACCUCCAGCAUGAAGAGGAAGCUAAAAAGUACUCCGGUCUUAAAGGGCAGGUGGAACUGUAUAAGAAGGAAAUCCAAGAUCUGCAUGUAAAGCUGGACUCAGAGAUGAGCAAAACCAUCAAGACGGAGUUCGAGUACAAUCAGGUGCAAGCCAAACUGUCUGUGGUCCAGCGGGAAAAGGAUCAUCUUCUAAGUGAACGAGACGUCCUAAGAGAGACCUGCGACGAGCUCAAAUGUGGUCAAGCCGCAGAGGAUUCCGAGAGUGGAAACACCAUGUCUAAGGAGCUGCAUUCGAAUGAUGUACGGGAGCGAAUUGAACGAUUGGAAAAGGAAAAUAAAGCCUUACGAGAAGGUCAAGGGGGACAAACCGCCCUUUCGCAACUACUAGAUGACGCGAAUCAGCGAAACGAAAAGCUAAGGGAUCAGCUGAAGGCCGCCAACCAACGAGUUUUGCUGCUGAGUCAACACCACAGUGAGGAUAUAAGCUCGAAAAGCGACAUGGAUAUUCAGCUAAAACAGGCUCUCGAGCUGAACGAACAGCGUUCGUCUCAAAUAGACGAAGCACAAUCGCAGAUGACUCAGUUGCAUACGAAAAUCGCACAUUUGGAGGCUGUACUGUCGACAAAAGAUCAAGAACUGCUGGCGGCUGAUUCGCGCUAUAAGAAGUGCGUCGAAAAGGCCAAAGAAGUGAUUAAAACACUCGAUCCGCGCGCCAUCAAUGAAGCACUCUUACUGGACAAACCGUCACAGGACGGCGAAGCUUCCUCUUCUUCGGCCACCGGAGGUGACACUGCGACCCUUACUCCAACCAGUAGUACAGGCCGUGUUCCGAUGGGUGUGCAAGAAGAGCAGCUAAUUGCGACCGCCUUCUACCGCCUGGGAAUGACUUGUCAACGUGAAGCCGUCGAUUCAAGACUUGCGCUGCUUAGUGGACCGGGCCAGAGCUUUCUUUCCCGGCAACGACAACCGGCCCCGCGCAAACCAUUGAAUAUGCAGUUUGGCAAAAAAUAGACAACAAAGUGGUGGACAUUGUAGGUAAAACGGUGAAGAAAAAAGGCAUUCACAGGUGGUGCCUUGCGAAUUAUUUAGUAACGUAUUUUUAUCACACGACCUAGGAAUAGCACUUCUAACUGAUAACGUACUGUAGACAUUAUGUGAAACAAAAUUUUAUUUAUGUAUUAUUUAUACAUACCCGUCUAAUAAUUUCAACAAGAUUUUAUGAUCUUUUCCAAUAAAGUAUCUUUUUUUGUAAUACCGCAUCAUAAAA